Messenger RNA from Cladocopium goreaui, 837 nucleotides. The record is from the annotation of a GenBank genome assembly. Lineage: Eukaryota; Dinophyceae; Suessiales; Symbiodiniaceae.
AUGGAUGAAUCUUCUAAGACUGACAGUGAAAGUGAACCAGAAGAAGAUGAAGAUGAACUUGACGAGGAGUCAGAAUCCAAUGAAAGUGAGGAAGGACGUCGGGGGCAGGGGGCAAAGGCAAAAGCGAAGUCCAAGAGUGCAAAGGCUGAGAAGGCAAAGCCAAAAAAGUCCUCAAAGGCCAAGGCAGCAGUGAAGAAGAAGGAUAAGAAACCAAAGAAGUCAAGGCAAUCCAAGAAGAGUGACAACAUGAUGUUUCGCUACGCUGCAUGGCGUGCUGUGCCGGAAACCCACCUCAAAGACUUUAUGGCGUCAGCCGAGCCCAAGCAAGCCAGUGCUUUGAAAAUGGCGGCUUUCUCAGGACGUGAGGUUCGUCGAGCUUUCUUCGGAGACUUCCGUCAACCCCCAGGUCGCAAGCCCGACAAGAAAUCGAAGGGUGAGAUUCGCAAGGACCUGCUGAAUGAGUAUGAUGCUCUGGGCAAGCCGGGGAGUGGGAAAACACUCAGGGCUGUUGUGCAAGAUGUGGAAGACGAGAUGUCAAAGAAUUUGGAGUUUUCAAUCAACAAAGACGGGAAAACCUUGUAUCUCCUGUGCGGUGGAAAGAAACGAGUCAAGCUUGAAGAUCCCAAGUUGAAACCGCAGAUCUUCCGUGAGACGAACACCGGCAUUCCUUACAUGACAAAUGGAAAGACACAGACUCGCUGUGUUCGUUUCUUUCAGAUGGCUGAUGAUGUUGAAAGCACUGAGAAUAAGAAUGAGAUGGGUGACAAUAAGGUUCAUCCAGCCCCAGCUGGUUUGCCCAGUACAGGUUUGGUGUUCAACAAAUGUCGACUUCGUUAA